This is a messenger RNA of Prunus armeniaca (apricot), 879 nucleotides long. NCBI's taxonomy places the organism in Eukaryota, Viridiplantae, Streptophyta, Magnoliopsida, Rosales, Rosaceae. The record is from the annotation of a GenBank genome assembly.
AUGGGACUGCGAAAAGUGCACAUCUAUGAAUUCAGUAGGUUGAACAUGGUUUAUACAGUUCUCAGCAAGCGCAAGCUUUUGUGGUUCGUUCAAAAUAAGAAGGUUAAUGGAUGGGAUGAUCCUCGUUUUCCAAUUGUUCAAGGAAUUGUGCGCAGAGGUCUUAAAGUUGAAGCUUUAAUACAAUUCAUUCUUGAGCAGGGAGCUUCAAAGAAUCUGAAUCUCAUGGAAUGGGACAAACUUUGGACAAUUAAUAAGAAGAUAAUUGAUCCAGUAUGCCCAAGACACACCGCCGUUAUUGAAGAGCGGCGGGUGUUGUUGACGCUGACCAAUGGGCCUGAGAAGCCAUUCGUUCGCAUCAUUCCGAGGCACAAGAAGUACGAAGGUGCUGGGGCGAAGGCGACUACAUACACAAGGACAAUAUGGCUAGACUUUGUAGAUGCAGAGUCCAUCAAGGUAGAUGAGGAAGUGACCUUGAUGGACUGGGGGAAUGCCAUUGUCGAAGGGAUUGAGAAAGACGAAGAUGGAAACCUCAAACUCAUAGGGGUUUUGAAUCUUGAGGGGUCCUUCAAGACGACGAAAUUGAAGCUUACGUGGCUACCUCAAAUAGAUGAACUACCUAAGCUCUCACUGAUGGAGUUCAAUUAUUUGAUAACAAAGAAGAAGCUUGAAGGAGAGGAUUUCCUUGAUGUGCUUAACGCAUGUACAGAAAAGCAGACUGCGGCCUUGGGUGAUUGCAACAUGCGAAAUCUCAAGCGAGGAGAUAUCUUGCAGCUUGAGAGGAAAGGAUAUUUCCGAUGUGAUGUUCCCUACGUCAGGCCUUCAAAGCCUAUAGUUCUCUUUGCAAUCCCCGACGGCAGGCAGCAUACUGGGUUUAAUUGA